Molecule: messenger RNA, 1310 nt
Organism: Spizellomyces punctatus DAOM BR117
Lineage: Eukaryota; Fungi; Chytridiomycota; Chytridiomycetes; Spizellomycetales; Spizellomycetaceae
Exons: 1
Coding region: 382-777 (131 amino acids)
Source: RefSeq, a predicted model, not a curated record
GUCUACAGCAACAUCGCUUACCAAGCUCAGUAAGCUGAACCAGCAGAGGAACGCGAAAUGAACCGGCAAGUGGCCCAGAGUUCUCCGCCUGCAAAAAGUCCGAGAGCUCGAUCCAAGCCCAUAAAGGCCAAGCUCUGAGACCCUUCAAAGUCUAAACGGGACGCAUCACUGCCCUCAUGCUUCGUGCAUGCCUUGAACUGCUGCGCAAACAACAAUCGGAGCACGAUACACUCGACCAUGGGAACAAAAGCCCUUUAUUUGCAAACGCUUUGCUCAACUAACUCAUCCACUUGGAAACAAGUUUGACGCUGCACUACGAAGAGAAGAUGCACUUAUUGAACCAGUGUGCGAGCGUACCAUACAGCGUUGGCUUGUCCCUUUAUGCUACUCUCCAAGUUCACGACGCUUUUGGUGAAGUCGGUUCACCGUACUACAGUUCUAGUUGUGAAGAAGUUGUCUUCUUCUGACCUUGCUAGGUUGCAUGGUUUGCAGUCUUGCUCUCCGUCGUAUGAGGACUACACCGCAUGCCGUAAACUGAUGCUCGUUUGCUUCACAUUGGAGCAAUAUAGCAUAUCUGUCGCUGCCUUCUGGCAACCAGGCGAAUCUUUCGAACUCAAAAGUAUGCUAUCAAACUACGGAAACACUCUAAUACAAACCGGACAUUACGGUCAGCUGAAGUGCAAUUUGCAUUUUGCAUCCAAGACCCUCUUAGGCUUCGUCACUUGGCAAGGCAACCUUCAUAUUGGAAUUGAGAGGUCGAAGUCAUUACAAAUAUGAUACGAUUACCAGAUGGAAAUAUCCAUUGGGAGUAGCAAGGAAUACUAAUCUGUGGUACGUUGAAUACGGCUCGAAGCCCAGAACCCAGGAUUACUCUUAUACAACGAUGUGAAUGAAGGAUGAAACCUAGAUUACAGAGCUUCUCCCAUGAAAUGAAUACUUGGCCCAAUCGCAGGAAUGAACUCGCUCCUUUGACUUUUUUUGCUGGCAUCGCUCUUUCUGCCUUCUAGGCUCAAGUUUCCUGCCAAAUCCUCUGAAUUGUCUCAAAAUAUGCUUCUUCGCUUGUUUCUUCUGAUUGGCAUGAUUGGAGGAUUAUAACUCAACCACGAUGAUGGGGCCAUAUGUGGUACGCUUGUGUUAGAUUUAUCAGUAGUUCUGUAAGCGGAGAGUCCUGCAUUUGGCCACACCAAGAAACGGGAAGAGAAAACUAUAGUAAAAAUAUCCGGCUAUUUCCGCAUGAUUAUGGAGCGAUUGCGACAAGUAUAGUGUGAGGAAUCGCCCGAGAAUGUUCUGACCAACAGCUUGAUCCUUGU